AUGCAGGAGGCAACUCAGGAGAUGCUGACCAUCAAUACAAAUAAGUGUCUCAACUAUGGUGUCAAGGGUGUACCAAGUAUGUUCCAACAACUUGUUGACACGGUGCCUACUAAUGUCCCUAAAGCCGUCGCCUACUUGGACGAGGUUUUGACCAUCGGCAGCACAGAUAAGAGAUUGCUCCAGAGGCUUGGCAAGUUCAUGGAGAAUCUCAUUGAUAAUGGUCUAAAAUUAACAUGGAAAAGAGUGCGUUUCCUCGAAAGAGAACCUACUACCUGGGACUUGUGGUAAGUGAGGGUCGGUCAGAUGUCCGCUGAAGCCAGGGAGAGUGACUCCAUUCAAGAAGCUGAGGGUGCAAAGGAAUGAACGAAAACUUUACUCCGUCAUGGGGCUAGUUAGUUACUGCGCACCCUUUAUUGCCGGGCUCGACAGUUAAGGGCCAUAGUUGAACCGACUUCUACGCCAGGAUACGAAAUUUGAUUGGUCCACAGACUGUCAGGAAGCGUCCGAUAGGAUCUAGACGAUGAUUAGUGAGUUAGUUGUGCUUUCACAUUUCGUGGCGAGAAAGGUUACGGUCGUGCAGGUUGAUGCAUUUAAUUAUGGGUUAGUCAGCGUUAUCCUUCGGAAGGGUUCGCUGGGUGACAUCGUAUCCUUGAUGCAUGUAGUGCAAUCACUCAAAAGGCGGAGAGAAACCUCAGUCAUACUGAAUUAGAGACCUCGGCGAUCACCUCUGAGAAAUUCAAUCGGUUCAUUUAAGGUGGACAUUUCAUCCUCCGCACGGAUAACAACCAAUUAAAGUUUUAGCCGGGCGAUGUGCGGCUAGGAGGAUACAGCGAUGUAAUCCAAUUCUUCGGGAUUAUGAUUCACAAUCCAGUAUGUGCCCUAUCAAAAGUUCGAAGUUUUGGACGCCUUGUCACGGCUGAGCGUAGGCGAAGAACGUCAAGAAGACGUGGCGGUCGCAAGCCCGCUGAUACAAGACAACCACAAGUUUAGAUGCCUCAUCCGGCAAGUUCCCCUAACUGCCGAGCAUAUCACGUAAUGCACUGUAGCAGACCCAUUACUGCUUCAGGCAAAGAAGUUUAUUUUGAACGGCUAGUCCAGUGAAGACAACGUUCACCUAUCCAAAGAAAGAAAUCAAAAGAGACAACUUUACGUCACUAAAUACCGUAUAGUGCAUGGUUUUUAGAAUGGUGAUUCUAGCCUAACUUCAGCAACAGGUUCUAUUUGCGCUUCAUGCCGUGCAUUAGGGUAUGGACUGCUUGAAAAAGCUGGCCCCAAACCACGUGAAUUGGGCUGGAAUUGAUGGCGACGUGGAAUCUUUAGUUCGAAGCUGCGACCACUGUGGGGCUCAAGCUGGGACCCAUUAAAAGUACUGUCUGUCCCAUGGUCGAAGUUGAUGAGACCACAUGGACUUUGCCGAACCCUCCUUCAACCGAAUGUUUCUUAUAUUUGUUGACGCAUGGUCAAAGUAGCCGGAAGUUUCCGAUGUCAUGACGUCUACUGGUGACAUUAUAAUGAAGUAGAUGAGAGAACUUAUUUCCAGGCAUAAUAUCACUACAGAGAUUGUGACGGAUAACGGCACCCAGUUUACAUCAUCACUGUUUCAGCCAUCGUGCCAGAAUUAGAGGAUCCGACAUGUCACGUCACCAUCUUUUCACCCGAAAUCUAACGGCCAGGCAGAACAUUUAGUUGAUACAUUCAGGAGAGCAAUGAAAAAGGAGUGCAAAUCAGACGCCAAAGUUGACUACCUAAAAGGGUCCCUCAUUGCCUACAGAACAAUUCCGGAAAGUGGUCUUGGCGGUCAAACGCAAACCGAGAGUUUUUAGGUCGGCAGUCUGACGCACGAUUGCUGCAUCUGGGACCAGAGGUCCGUCACGACACUAUUUUCGGGACGGAGAAAAGUUGUUUGCCCGUCAUUACAAACCUGGAGAGAAGCCGGAGGUAGAGGGUAUUAUAAAAAAGCCCAGAAGCAUGAUAUUCGAGGUAGAAACAUCGUUUGAGACAAUCGGAAGGCACGCGAGCUACCGCAGUCACGGUGUCACUACAGAUGACCAAGUAGCAAUCGAUCUGCUACGUGAUACCUUCGAGGUCCCGACCCCCAGGUUAGACUGUCAUCCAGCACCAACUGCCAUCCGUAGGAGCCACAAAGGAACUUAUCCUGGACCUGAGGCGGAAGAGGUGGUAGGUCCACUUUUCAAAGGCGUGAGGGGAUAUGGAAAACGAAAACGAAGUGGAGUAACGGCCUAAGGCGAAAGGAAGGAGUGACCACACAGGGCACUGCAGGCCAAGCCGUCCGCGAAAUGCACGUGUGAGGUGAAGCAACCAAUCAGCGUGCACUGCGUCAUCGGCGCUGCGGCCCAAUGGAUGGCCGGUCGAACUUCCGAGAUCUUUCUAUCGGGGGAUUCUCGCGCACGAAACGGUCAGUCCACGACCGAUAUACCAGAAGUAAGAAUGUUCUAGGACCCUUGAGACGACUUAUAAAAUGUGUUGUGCAGGCCCUUAGAAUAUAGUGGUUGUUCCCAGACCCGGCUUCUCUGCUCUGCCAUCCACCCGUCGGUACAUAACAGCUUAGUAAUGCAGCACCACAAGUCUCCUGUUUCUUUUGAGAAUUACUUUGAUCAACUCGUUCCCUCGACAAGCCUUGCUGGUCAACAUGCUUAUUGUCUUACUCAGGUUAACAGACUUGGCCGAAAAUGGUAUGGAGUGGCCUUUGUCAAGAGACAAGAUGAAGACUUCCUUAUUAGUCUUCAGACUAGUCAGUGCGCGUCGUCGCGUCAAUACGAGUCACAUGGGCGCUGGUUGCUACAUCAACACGAUUUGUCGUUCCAGAUAAUAGUGGCAGCUGAAAUGCAAAUGACAAUUCAGUGCAUCGGGAAUAUCCGGCCCAUCUUACGUACAACUGCACUCCCUAGGGCAGGCUGGACGACUACCAAGCUAACUUGGGUUGGUUGCACUGUCAUUUGCCAUUAAGAAAGACAACAUUUCACUUCUAAUAUUCUGGAAAAAUUUGAAGUUCGACACUUCGUCAUCCUAUGUACAUUUGAUUAACUCCCCAUACUGCAGGCAGCCUCGCGCCAAAUUCCAUGGGAUACCUAUUCCUCGUGUCCUAACUUUACCCCCUGAAAGUAGUACUAACCCUAACCCGCCUAGACAUAAUCCGAACCCCGACAUCAACCCUCAUAACCCCAACCCUACUUCCCUCCCUGUAAUUUAGGACAAGGUCACCCGUACUAUGAAUGUUUAAGUGAUAAAGCCAUUAGUUGGGCACAGAAAGUAGGCCAUCCGGGAAACGAAGAUAGAAGUAUCCCAAUAGUUACAAACUAGUAAAUAAGAACAAAGUCGUAAGCAGGUAAAAAUGUACGUGCUAGUUCUUUGUCUAAUUCAAUGUUGUGCCAGGUUAUUUAACAAGCGUAUUUUAACUUAUUAAAACAAAACGGACUUAAAUGUCACACACAAUACUCCCCCUCCUAGGAGAACGGAGUUCAAAAAAAAUUAUUGUUAAUAGAAGGAAAAGGUGGGAGUGUUAUGCAUAUUGCACAAGUUGGUAACAGUCGGGAAAACGGGCAUGACGACCGCUGCGCGUAAGGGGAGGAGUCUGUGGGAUAUGGAAAGACGCAGGGUUAUUGGGCGUAAGUGGAGUCUGGGAAAUAGCAAGUGGCAAUGUGCCGAGUGGAAGUUGUUCGUUUGGGAAAGUUGAAAGAGGAUCGGUAUAAGCCGCCUUCAAGCGAUCGACUGAGAACACGUCGGUGCGGCCUCCACGGUCAAUUGUAAAAUGCUUGUACUUGCGAGAUAGUACUCGAAAUGGGCCGUCGUAGGGCUGUUGUAGUGGCCGGCAUCUACACUCUCAAGUCAAACAUUAGACGACAGUUAUUCACGCAGAUCUAAACUAAGGCAAUGAAUUCCGUAUUUUCGUAACCUAGACACUUGAGAUAUCAAGGUCAUCAAGGUGACUUGUGUCAUUAAAUACUGAAUUGUUUGCCAACUGAUGAGGUUCAAGCCUAGCCUAACUAAUACACAGUUUAUGGACAGAUUCUUGACACCGACCAGCUACAGGCGUUUUGGCACCGUUGCAAAUGCACAGCCAGCCUUCGGUACGAACGUGACCCUAGGCUGACAUGUUGAAGAGGCCCUGCUCCAGGCGCCUGCCACAACACAGCGCCUCUCGCGCGUACUUGCGCGCGUGUGUCUGUGGCCAAUCACAGCUAUCAAAACUGACCAAUCAAAGCCGACUCAGAUGCCCGCGCCCAAGGCGCUCUAAUGCAUGGCCCACUGGCGAUCGAACGCCUGCUCUCGCGGCGUCGCACGUGUACCAUCGUCCGUCUGCCAACUUCCGCUACCGUAUUAUCCAUUCUGUACAGAAUGUAAUGCUAGACAUUCAAUAUAUCAUGAUCAUUAAGAUGACAUAAAAUACUCGAUUGUCCACCAGAUGGCGAGGUCCUAAAUCAAGCUAAGUAACACACGGUUACAUAGUGGAGGUGAAUGGGUUUUGGCACCGUGGCAAAUACACAGCCAGCCUCGAUAACAAUCGGAAACCCACUACGCCCUAUGCUGGAAGCCAUGGAAUCACUGUAAAGUUCAAGGCCCGCCACAGAAUCAUCUGCCUUAUGCACGUUCUUCGUGGAACUAUCAAUGGCUCCCCCUUCCAAAGCGGGGAGAUGACAGAGUAUUCGGAUAUUUCAGAUGACGUGAUACGAGACUGUGUUUUCGUCCCUGGGAUCUCAAUAGGUUUGGGGAUCUUGAUUGUGAAAUAUGCCUCCGAAAAAGGUCUCGCCAAUUCGACUUGUCUUAUCACAAUUUCGGGUGAAAUACGGAUGGGAUGUGGAAAUAGAUACAGAAGGCAACGCAGGAGAUGCUGACCAUCAAUACAAAUAAGUGUCUCAAUUAUGGCGUCAAAGACGUACCAAGUAUGUUCCAACAAGUUGUUGACACGGUGCCCACUAAUGUCCCUAAAACCGUCGGCUACUUGAACGGAGUUUUGGUCAUCGGCCGCACAGAGAAGUGAUUACUCCAGAGGCUUGACAAGAUCAUAGAAAAUCUCAUUUAUAAUGGCCUAAAAUUAACAAGGAAAAGAGUGAAUUUCCUCGAAAGGGAACCUACUACCUGGGACUUGUGGUAAGCGAGGCUAGGUCAGAUGUUCGCUGAAUCCAGGAAGGGUGACUUCAUUCAAGAAGGUGAGCGUGCAAAGGAAUGUACGGGAGCUUCGAUCCUUCAUGGGGCUAUUUAGUUACUGCGCUCCCUUUAUUGCCGGACUCGACAGUUAAGGGCCAUAGUUGAACCGACUUCUACGCCAGGAUACGAAAUUUGAUUGGUCCACAGACUGUAAGGAAGCGUUCAAUAAGAUUAGGACGAAAAUUAGUGAGUUUGUUUUGCUUUCACAUUUCGUGGUGAGAAAGGUUACAGUCGUACAGGCUGAUGCAUUUAAUUAUGGAUUAGUCAGCGUUAUCCUUCGGAAGGGUGCGCUGGGUUAAGUCCUAUCCUUGAUAUAUGUAGUGCAAUCACUCAAAAAGGCGGAGAGAAACCUCAGCCAUACUGAAAUAGAGACCUCGAGGAUCAUCUUUUAGAAAUUCAAUCGGUUCAUUUAAGGUAGACAUUUUAUCCUCCACUCGGAUCACGGCCAAUUCAAGUUUCAGCCGGACAUAACUCGUUACAUGCCGCAAUACGCGGUUAGGGGGAUACAGCGAUGUAAUACUAUUCUUCGGAAUUAUGAUUCACAAUCCAGUAUGUGCCCUCUUAAAAGUUCGAGGCUUUGGACGCCCUGUCACGGCUGAGCGUAGGCGAGGAAAGUCAAGAAGACGUGGUGGUAGCAUGCCCGCUGAUAUAAGACAACCACGAGUUUAGAUGCGUUAUCCGGCAGGUUCCCCUAACUGCCGAAUAGAUCACGUAACUCACUGCUGAAUCUGGGACCAGAGGUCCGACUUGCCUAACCGUAAGGACACUAUUUACGGGACGGAGCAGAGUUGUUUGCCCGUUAUUACAAACCUGGAUAGAAGCCGUAGGUAGAGGGUAUUAUCAAGAAGUUCAGAAGCGUGAUGUUCGAGGUGGAAACAUCGUUCCAGCCAAUCAGAAAGCACGCGAGCCACCGCAGUCACGGUGUCACUACAGAUGACCAAGUAGCAAUCGACCUGCUACGUGAUACCUUCGAGGUCCCGACUUCCAAUUUAGACUGUCAUCCAGCACUAACUGCAUCCGUAAGAACCACAAAGGAACUUAUUCUGGACCUGAGGUGGAAGAGGUGGUAGGUCCACUUUUCAAGGGCGUGAGGGGAUAUGGAAAACGAAGUGGAGUAAUGGCCUAAGGCGAAAGGAAGGAGGGACCACACACGGCACUGCAGGUCAAGCCGUGUGUACUGCGUGUACUGCGUCAUCGGCGCUGAGGCCCAAUGGAUGGCCGGUCGAACUUUUGAAAUCUUUUUACGUGGGGAUUCUCGCGCACGAAACGGCCAGUUCACGACCGAACACGGUGGAUUCAAGUGAGAAUCCGAAACGUCAGGCGAAUAAAGCCCUUGUUCCAGCGAUCGAUUCUUCUUCUGAUCAACUAGUUCCUGGAACUCGCAUCUUCGCUUGUAUCGGCAAUUCAUAUUGAUCCAACUGUGAAAAACUCGGCGUCUCGGAGAGAUUCGAACCUACGCAUUAAGGGCAAGGCGUUAGUACAGCCAACGCAGUUGGGUCAAUAUGAAUUAUUCAAAAUCUACCAAAACAUACAUGAAUUACGUGAGCCUGGUAGUCAUCAGGUGGAUUCUAGGUGAAUUACUUAGGAAAUUCUGCUUGGGCAUUCAACUUACUGUAUCAGAUUUGGUGGAUUCCAGACGUUGCAGUAGGUUGGACGAGCAACUUGACCCAAAUGUGAUUAAACACGCGUCGUCUGGCGGGGCCUCGUAGCUCAAGUGGUAAGAGCGUUGGCAGUACUAAAGCCAUCCCCUUAAUGUGUGGAUUCGAAUCCCUCCAAGGCACCGAGCUUUUCACAGUUGGGUGAAGAUGAAGUAGUCAAAAUCCACCAAAACCUGUUUGAAAUAGCAAUUUCCAAAAAAUAACGGACUUUGAAUAAAGCGUCGCUGGCAUGUUUACAUUACGCCAGGAAGGGAAGGAAAUUUCAAAGAAUGGGAACGGUGAGUACUAGGUGAUGUUUGCAGUCACACUGAAUUUUAGGGUAUGUUUUUGUAGUUUUCAUCUACUUGUGCGUCUUACACCCUAUACUUACCCCACUGAGCGUGGCAAGUUUUUAGUCAGCUGCUUUAGAUUCCUGUCCGCAUAAUCUCUUUAUGAGAAUCUAAUUGUUGAGUGAAGCUCAGAUCUCCAUUGUCGAAUAAAAAGUUGCAACUCGCCUAAUUUGGAGUUUUAUUUUUUAACCAGUCGGUUGUUUCAAGAAGUUUUCCUUCAACUGUUGCGUAGAACAUCGUAUAAAUUACGUUACUCCUGCGCAGACUGGUUGCGAAAAUAUCCAAUCAGUUUACAGACAGUGCCGAGUCGAUGAGCCACGCUGUUUUUCCAAUGGUAACUUAACUGAUUGGGCGUCUUUGGUAAAUAUGCUGAGCGCACCGGUGUCAAUCAGAAAAAGCCUGUCGUGACACAACCAAAUUAACCACUGAGGAGAACUCUGUUAAAAGCCUAAACAAAAUGGCUUGCGAUGGAUGUGGAAGUUAAGGAACUGUUUUGUUCAAUGUCCCUUUGAGAAGACCAAUCUAGCUAAUAGGCGGUUUCCUAGAGCCAAGGUGACCGACCGAUGUGUCUGUGCGGGUUUCCUCUCAUCCAUACGCGUCUUCUGGCUUUUAAGACUGGUUUCUGGGGCAUCGCCAGUUUUCAAUCCGUGACGCGGGGAAAUUAGUGUAAAAUAAUAGGCCUCCUAGACGCUGACUGUGAGCUUUGAAGAAAGCAUUGCCAUCUACGGCGGAGUACUAACAGUUACGGGUCUAGGUUUUCAAACUAGAGAAUCAUGCACCAUUUUUUACGAUCUUCAAACAAGUGCGGGCGUCCUGCUUGAACGAUACUGUAUUUAUGUGUAUGGCCAUUUCUGGCUUAUUAACCGCCGUCAGCCAGUCAUACCCAAUCCCGAAGUGUGGCACACCCGAGGCUCGAACACGCGACCUGUUUGUUAGAAGUCCACGCCUCUACCCAUCGGGCCACGAGCCCGUUGCCCUGUCGCGAGUUCGAGGCUAGGGUGUUCCACACUUCGGGCUUGGGUAUGGCUGGCUGACGACGGCUAAUAAGCCAGAAAUGGCCAUUCCAGUCUCUCAUGUCUUUGUCGGUAAUACUAUUCUGCCUAUAUUUCAUGCGCCGCUGUGCAGCUGCUGGUUGGGCUCGAGAGAGUGCCCUUAAGGCACAACGGAACGAGUCAGUUCCGUAUGAACGAUUGGUGAGCGGCCCCUACCAUUAUAUAUAUAUAUUGGAAAGUAGACAUCCAAGAAAUAUAAUUUGAUAUAUAUACAUAUAUAUAUAUCAAAUUAUAUUUCCUGGAUGUCUACUUUCCAAUAUGAAAGUUUAACCGUCGUUGCUGAAGAUGUCCACUGCGUGCUCCACACAAAGUUACAACAGUCAUGCGAAUUGCGCAUGAAUUAGUUCAUACUGAUACUAAAUCACCCAGGAUUUCAACACUGGCAAUGAAUUCCAUAUUCCUGCAAUCGUCACCUUCACAUUCAAUUUUUCACAUUUGUUAUAGAGUUCCGGCACGUCCGCCCAAUGUUGCGAACUGAGACCAGCUUAGCAAAAACACACUUAAUGGAUAUUCUCUUGACAUUGUGUAGUUGAUUGUGUUUUGGCACCGUGAUAAAUGCACAGUCGAAUUAAGUAACGGUCGCAGAACCUACUGGACUCAUGACUGACAGUCAUGGAAUCGUCGCGAAACCCUACUGUUCCAAGCUUUGCCGCAGAACCUUCAGUCUCGUCCUAAGCGUCGUCUCCACCCCAGUGAGAAGAAAACAAAGUAUUGGGAUAGUUUGAAGAACGUGAGGCAAGAGUGUGUUUUUUCCCGAGGAUCUCGUUAAAGGCCUCACAUGCCGGCUCUCUCUUGUACCCUGAAAUGGCACUCAAUAUACAGAGUUAUGAACAUUUCGAUAUUCAAGGUCACUGACUGUCAGGUGGAAAAGUACCCAACCACCAGCCACCACUUAUCACUCCAACAGAUGCCCUCCAUUGAUAUUGGUGCCUGCUCCCCCCUUCCACUGUCAUCUGCCCUUCCUCCAUUCCCUCAACUUCGUCAUUACUAUUAGAAUUUCCUCAAGUUGCCCUCCCUCCCAUGUGGAGAGUAAAGGAAGAUAACGAAAUUUUCCUUUCCCCGAUCGACUUGCUAAGCAGUCUUAGCUCCAGUUCAGCAAAAUUAAAUUUGCAAGCCAGCUUAGAGCAGCAAGCGCCCAUAUUACUGAGAUGCAUCCUGCUGCCGUUUGCUAGAGAUUUCCACUGAUCGAUAUUUCCUCUUCCAUGAUAGUAUCCCAAGAGGGCUCCUUUUUUCUUGACGCCUAUUCAUUCUCCUCCGCCUGAAAUUACGUACUAAUAUAACCAUCCACGCCACAACUGUACUCAAUCACACGAACACUGGGCUACUGAAACUCAGGCCUCACCCGCGCACACGACAUGAAAGUAAAUGGAAAUUGGCCAGAUCAUCACAAAUACGUGUUCGUAAAGUGAUUCCAAAUACGCACUUUAAUAGGGUUGUUUCGCAAUUAAGAAAAGCAAACAGACAGGCCAGUGCAGCUGCAAACAUAUAGAUCCAAGGAAAUUAUGUUUCUUCGAUUUGGAUUAAAAUGCAAAGCUGGACAGUGGUAAUGGCCGCGUGGUGCUGAACUAGACUGCCAAUUUCACCCUAACCAAUCAUGUACAGGAAGCGCAAUGCAUAGCACUACAUGGUGGCCGCCACUAAUAUCUGACGAGAGGCUAUCCACUGACUUAGACAACCUGCGCGAUCUCUCCAACCAAAUGUUGUUUUUCGAAUAGACAGCGUUUUUUCCUGUGCUGUAUUAUUCGUGCGAAAGUAGCUUAGAGUGAUCCGGGUGUCGCAUUCGAUGCUUGCUCCAGUUAGCCACCAAGAUAUCUUUCAACGCAUUGUUAUUUCCAGUACUAGAAUUGGGGAUUAUGUACCUCUAUAUGAGGUCUGGCGAAAACUGUCUGAAAGAGUGGGUGCUAUUGAAAUCCUCAUAUUCCAUUGAGUAUCAGUUUUCGAUUGUUCAGGCACCGAUUGCAUGUUGGAAGUAGAUACCAUUAUUUUCAGUUCGGAAAUGGUCUCUGCAAAUAGUCCGUGGCGAUCGCAAGACCUGAGGAAGAUGCACGUAUUCGCCACGCGCUCACUCGCUCCACUUUCAAUUUCCUCAACACCUCCUCCGUCUGCUUUUUCGGAUUCAAAGUCGCAAUUGAUGAAGACUCCCAAGGAUGUAGAGUCCUUUCAGUAUCAGUGGCUAUUCCGAAUACAUCUCCCCGGUAGGUACAGCCUAUUGCCUCAUCUCCCCAGCACAGCCAUCACUUGCUGUUAUCGUACUACAUUUGACGCCAAAGCUAAUAACCGCUUUGCCCCUGCUCUUUCAUCUAUAAGCAGGACCCAUUAAUGAAUCGAGCCAGGCCGGAGGUCAGGACAACCAAUCCUCGGACAGGUCCAUUGUCAGUUGCAAUUCUGGAGUCUGAGACAAUCGUUUCUUCGUCAUUACAGGUGCGCAGAUGAGCGCCAUUCCUCCAGUAGCAGUCGACCAUCGGUGCCUCCAUUGCCCUUUACCCUUGGUCCUGCAGUCGCUGAUAUCCCGUGUCCCAUUUUCGGUGCAGAAUUUAUUGUCGUCUUCUGUUCGACUGCCAGUAGUCCAGUCCUUAUUGUCAGACUACCGCAUUCACUGUCCGGAUCCGGAUACACCUUCCUCUUGGGCUUCACCUCAGCUUUGGAGUCCUUGACCCCAACCCGACUAGUUCAUUUCACCACCUCUUCGCCAAUCAACCCGAUCGCAUGCGUCCCAAAUCCAGUGCCCCUACUCCACCGCGUGAUGUGUUUCCUCACAUAA
This is a messenger RNA of Spirometra erinaceieuropaei, 10966 nucleotides long. The record is from the annotation of a GenBank genome assembly. NCBI's taxonomy places the organism in Eukaryota, Metazoa, Platyhelminthes, Cestoda, Diphyllobothriidea, Diphyllobothriidae.